CGCCUAGCCUGGUGCUACUGCACUUCCUCAUUGGCAGCAAAGUGUUAGUACUCCUGCGACGUUUGUGACUGAAAUAAACACACGGCGGGUUUCGUUUUAUUUUAUCUCCGGGCCGCACAAAUGUCGAAGCCCCCUCCCAAGCCGGCCAAGCCAGGCCAAGUCAAGGUGUUCCGAGCGUUGUUCACCUUUGACCCCAGAACGCCGGACGAGCUGUUCUUUGAAGAAGGAGAUUUCUUGUACAUCUCUGACACAAGUGACAGUAAUUGGUGGAAGGGGACAUGCCGAGGAAGGACGGGACUAAUUCCAAGUAACUAUGUGGCUGAGCAGGCAGAGUCUAUUGACAAUCCAAUGCACGAAGCAGCCAAACGAGGCAAUCUGAGCUGGCUGAGGGAAUGUGUGGAGAACAAGGUUGGAAUUAAUGGGCUGGAUAAAGCGGGAAACACUGCCCUCUACUGGGCAUGCCAUGGAGGACAUAAAGAUGUGGUGGAGGUGUUGCUAAGCCAGUCCAACGUGGAGCUCAACCAGCAGAAUAAACUCGGGGACACCGCUCUGCACGCUGCUGCCUGGAAGGGUUAUUCUGACAUUGUGGAAAUGUUGCUGAGCAAGGAUCCGAGGACAGACAUCAGGAACAACGAGAAAAAGCUGGCUCUGGAGAUGGCCACAAACGCAAUGUGUGCUUCACUUCUCAAAAGGAAGCAGGGAGGCAACAUCACCCGCACACACAGCAACGCUGAAGAGUAUUUGGACGAUGAAGACUCAGACUGAGCUGUUGAAACAUCAUCACUGUCUUCCAUUGUGUUUCGGGCGGUCGGGCAGCUCGAAUAGUUUUAUUACAGACCUAAAGUGGAUUUGCUGCUAUGUAACUCCAUUUUAGUUCUAUUAUUUUGUGUAAACACCUCAGUACUUGGCUCUCCGCAUCAUGUCAAUGUGAAUUUCAAAGCAUUGAAUUGAUGCUUUUUACAGUUUGCCAAGUGCAUUUCCACCUGUGGGGGAUUUGUCUUGGAUGUUACACACUGUAGACUGAGGGGAAGAAUAUAUGUUGUAGUGGAGAAGGGACCACAGCUCUGAGACACGCAUUCCAAACAUACUGAUUGUGUUUAACCCAUUUACACUGGGCAUUAAGUACCAGUGCAGAUUAAAAGAUUGAUCUGGUCUGUGUCAAGUUUUAAUGCUCCGCUAAAAUUACUGAACUACAAAAUCACCAAACAGGAAUUGGAAACACAUUAUCUCUUGCAACUUGGAGCUCUAUUACAACCAGGCACCAUUUAGAUCUCUUUAUGUACAUUUAACCUGAAUAUUUCCCCUUUUUAAAUGGGACGUGCUGAGGGACCCAACGACACAUUGUCUUGUGUUUUCUGGUCAAAUUAUGGGUGUCAUUAAUGUGCAUUAACGGGCUUAAUAAGGGAAACUGUCUGUGAACUGUCUUGUAUGGCAGCAAUCUUCCUCCCCCUCCUUUAUAAUGUCAUUAAACCUCACCUGCUACUCUUUGUUCUGCACAUAUUUUGGUCUGUGCUAUAACACUUCCACUAUUAAAGAGCAGUUCAGUGUCAUUAAAAAAAUCUGCCCCAUGUUAAACACUUUAAAUUACUCUUUCAUCUUUCAGGCUUUUGAUAGUGUGAUUUCCAUCCUGGGAGAACAUUUCUGGUUUCAUUGCUGCUUUCCAACAAAUGUUAUAUAUUAAAGUGCCUUAAAUAUGCGUACUAUCGAAAGUGUGUCUUUGGUUGUGUAUUAAUGUGAACAUGCUUUUGUCUUCUGAGGUUACGAAUUGCUGAGGAUGAUUUUGUUCUAGAUUUCUAUCUGCUGCGUCUUCAAUCUACAAUAAAAUAUUUUUAACUUAAAAUGUCA
Cottoperca gobio is the source of this 1845-nucleotide messenger RNA. It is a transcript of the gene ostf1, whose product is annotated as osteoclast stimulating factor 1. The transcript is spliced from 10 exons. The coding region runs from base 121 to 765 and encodes 214 amino acids. NCBI's taxonomy places the organism in Eukaryota, Metazoa, Chordata, Actinopteri, Perciformes, Bovichtidae. Gene Ontology annotation, molecular function: protein binding. Gene Ontology annotation, biological process: signal transduction. The record is from RefSeq and is a predicted model, not a curated record.